This is a messenger RNA of Neurospora tetraspora, 2237 nucleotides long. RefSeq lists its product as uncharacterized. The coding region runs from base 328 to 1947 and encodes 539 amino acids. The record is from RefSeq and is a predicted model, not a curated record. Lineage: Eukaryota; Fungi; Ascomycota; Sordariomycetes; Sordariales; Sordariaceae. The transcript is spliced from 2 exons. Gene Ontology annotation, biological process: cell wall biogenesis; fungal-type cell wall beta-glucan biosynthetic process. Gene Ontology annotation, cellular component: mating projection tip.
AACAACUGCUGAAGUGCGGGUUACCGGGUCCACCAUCUUCGACGCGGUUUCCGGAGCCUUCGACGCUUGUUCUAAUCCGCCGAGCAGCUUCGGCCGACGGCGCGUCGACUAAUCAAGGGAAUCCCCCCCUUGAUUCUCGACUCUGGUCCUUUGUCCUCUCCUGUCACAACGACGGAUUGCAAGACCAGUGCAAUUCCUUCUACCGAUUUCGAGCCUCGAUCGCAUACACCUCCCACUUGAUUGCCCAAAAUGGCGUAAGUUGCAAUCCGCUCGACACUGCUUGCAGCAGUACAUUUGCGAAAAGAGAGUUCCUGGCUGACGAGCGUCAUGCUUUCUUCUACCAGCUUUUUCAAGGACAUCUGGCAUACUAUGACCAGUUAUGAUCGACAUGCCGGAAUCGACUCUCCUUACGGAACCAGACGUCAUGUCCCAUUGAACCGGAACUCCGGUCUUGCGGGCGUUACUACUGCCUCCGAUUCGCGCGCCGACAUCAACUCACCCUAUCUCCAAGGAGAUGGCCGUGGUUCUACCAUGAGCUUCGACACAUCGUACGGCGGACGCGCCAUAUCCCCCAUGCCGAGUCCCGCCAACGGUGGCCCCUAUUCGCCCGGGUUAGUGAGCCAACGACAAUCCAUCCACCAGGAUGCCUUCGACGUGCACAGUCCGACCGGCGAGAUUCCCAUGCAGAACUUCCAGAAUGGCGGCCCGCCUCCUCCACCAGUUGCCAGCUCCUGGGAAAAGAUUGACAGAUGGGCCGAGGACAACUAUCCCGAGUUGUUCGACCAACUUGGCGAGGGCUGCACCGUCAACGAUCUGAAUGAACUCGAAUACCAGCUCGAUUGCACGCUUCCCCAAGAUCUCAGGCAAUCACUGCAAAUCCACGACGGUCAGGAGCGCGGUGGUCUUCCCACCGGCAUUAUCUUCGGGGCCAUGUUGCUCGACUGCGAGGAGAUGGUUCAGGAGUGGGAUAACUGGAAGACGGUGAACCAGGAGUUUAUGCUGGAUCCUGUGCUCGUCAAGCGACAAUCUCAAGCAUUUGCCGCUCAGGCCUCAUCGUCAAAGGAUGCCCCUAACCGCAAUCAAAACUGGCGACAAGAGCUUCUCAACAAGCAGGACUCCGUCCCCCCACUCGCGAUUCAGAAGGCUUAUGCCCACCCUGCCUGGAUUCCCCUCGUCCGUGACUGGGGCGGCAACAACUUGGCUGUCGAUUUGGCACCUGGACCAAGGGGCCACUGGGGUCAGGUCAUCCUCUUCGGUCGCGACUACGACAUAAAGUAUGUUGUGGCUCGCUCGUGGGCGCACUUCCUUGCCAUGGUUGCGGAUGAUCUCAGCAGUGGGAAAUGGUUCGUCGAUGAGGACACCAACGAGCUCAAGCUGCGUGAGUUUAAGGCGACCCGUGUUGAGCCGGGUUAUUUCGAGAUUUUGAGGUGGAGGAUGGAUCAGAAGUAUGGCCGCACAGCCAACAAGCGCAAGUCCAUGGCGCCUUCCAUGGCUUCGGCUUCCGGCAUGCGCUCUCCCCCUACGCCCGGCUCUCCUUACCAAAGCCAAAGCCCAACAGACCACAACGAGCCUCGUGGCCGGUCGCUACACCGUCUCACCGGCACUUCGCCAAUGGCGAGUCCCAUCCGGCCAGGUUAUGGAAAGCCAAGCCCAUUGGCGCGCGUUGCUGAGGAAGCACCCCCCACAACUUCUCUUACGGCCAGCAAUGCUUCCACUGAGGCCAAGGCCGACAACUUGAUGGACUUAAACACCCCAAGGACAAGCGGAGAGCACAGCAGGGAGGAUAUCAAGGUUGAUGGCGAGGAGGAUGCUCCCGCGAAGGAAAGGACAAACGAGGAUAAGGAGAAGAAGCCCGAAACCGAGGCGAACGGAAAGGCGACAGAGUCCAAGGACAAGCAACCGACAGUUGAAGAUCUCGGCGAGGACAUGAAGGAUAUCGAGAUUUAAAAAGGGACAAAUCGAAGCAACCCAACGGACUCGUCGGCUUUUGACGCCUCCUGGAGACACAUAGAUGUCCUUUCUUGGCCGAAAAAAAGGGCCAUCGCAUGAUGAAGGGGCAGGUCACGAAUCAUUCUCUUCCGAUUACUUCUUCCUCGCCAACAUAUGAUUAGUCUCUAAUUGUCUAAUCGGGUUCUUUCAUGGUGCAUGGGUUCUCCCGCAUUUAUCUCUCUUUUGCUUGGCGAAGGAGAGGGAUAGUCGAGGGAGGAUCUCAUUGCGCCGCUGGAGUUUGAGUAUUG